CUCAUUCAGAGCAGGGAUAAGAGGAAGAAGCAACCACAACUAAAGUGAAGUGACUGACACAGUAGCAGAGCAGGGAUAAGAGGAAGAAGCAACCACAACUAAAGUGAAGUGACAGACACAGUAGCAGAUGGCGGUGUCACAGAUCACGCCCUCUCUCUUCCUGGGGGGGGCGGAGGCGGCCCUGAACGCACCGCUGCUCUCUCUGAAAGGCGUCACGCUGGUGGUGAACGCCACGCUGAGCCACGCGGGCCCCGCCCUCCAGGGGGUGGAGUUUGUUCGCGUCCCUGUGCCCGACCUGCCCUGCGCGCGCCUCGGCGAUCACUUCGACCGCGUGGCCGACCGUAUCCACGGCAACCGCGCGGGCAGCACGCUCGUGCACUGUGUGGCGGGGAAGAGCCGCUCGCCCGCGCUGGUGAUGGCGUACCUGAUGCGUUACCGCGCGGUGACGCUGCGGCAGGCGCACCGCUGGGUUCAGGAUCAGCGACCGUGCAUUCGGCUCAACGCCGGCUUCUGGGAGCAGCUGCUGCAGUACGAGCGCCGGCUGUACGGGAAAAACAGCGUCAGGGUGGCACCAGAAUCCCCUCCGCUCACCCCGAGGCCGCAGACGAACCGCCUGACAUCUCCGGUAACACCGAGUAACAGGAGGAGAAGAGGACCCAAACCCAGAGUCUGAGAAUCUAAACUAACAGGAGGAGAAGAGGAACCAAACAGAGUCUGAGAGUCUAAACUAACAGGAGGAGAAGAGGAACCAAACCCAGAGUCUGAGAAUCUAAACCAGAGGCCGUGGACGGGAAGAUAAUCUACAACUGUUUUAUAAUAAUGCAUGUCCUGCAGGUCUGCUGCUUCUCUGUGUUUUAUACUAAAGGGAUUAUCUGUGGACAUUAAACUACCUGACUCGUGCUUUUUUUUAAAGUCUGAAUUACAAUAUUUUCUGAAAAAAAUCAGGGGGAGUGUGUGGGAGAGAAACUCCCUCUGGAGGAACAUUUGUUGGCCUUAGCAGACCAUUAACAUCAGCGACGUGCAGUCAGUGGAGGCAGGGGAGGCAGAGCCUCAC
Trematomus bernacchii (emerald rockcod) is the source of this 1054-nucleotide messenger RNA. Its product is annotated as dual specificity protein phosphatase 18-like. Gene Ontology annotation, molecular function: MAP kinase tyrosine/serine/threonine phosphatase activity. The record is from RefSeq and is a predicted model, not a curated record. Lineage: Eukaryota; Metazoa; Chordata; Actinopteri; Perciformes; Nototheniidae. Gene Ontology annotation, biological process: protein dephosphorylation. Gene Ontology annotation, cellular component: cytoplasm. The coding region runs from base 128 to 673 and encodes 181 amino acids. The transcript has 4 exons.